UGGGACUGUCGGCUGCGGAGAGGUGGUAGGCCUGGCAGAACCGAGCGCACUGAGUGGAGUAGGAACCCUGGGAUCUGGUUGGGCUGGGUUUCCGUGGCCUUGUUUCUGAAAGGACGGCUCUUAACAGGGCCCCUAGGGACUAGGGAGAAGCUCGGCUGUGCCUGGAUUCAGACGGGAUGGGCGCGCCGGGGGUGGAACAUUGAGGGGCACCAUGCCUGGCCUGGCGCGACACUCCGGGACCCGCUGUGGCUGAGGGGCGGGCUCGCGGAUUUUAAAAUGCCUUCAUGGAGUUGGUUGACUAUUGAAGACGUGACGAUAUUCUGGAACACUUUGGCCAUUACAAGCCGCCCCUAGAAAAUGUACCUUCGGCCCCGUCUGGGAAGCUGCGACGGAAUGCAUAGGAGAUAGCAGAAAUUCUCUGAUGUGAUAUGAGCGAAAACGCGUUCGGACUUGUAGGGCUAAAGUUGCCAUUGCACAGGAGAAACACAAGCAUUCCCCUGUGUCCACAACCCCAGAUACACUUUGCAUUUUAAUAGGAGGAUAGGCACACCGAGAAGACAGAUGAGCACCGCAGCUGCCUUUCUUCCUAGGCACGUGAAGGGAAGAUGAACUUGCUGGGCAAGAAUACACAUGACUGGACAGUGCUGUGAGGAUCUGCAGAGAGCCCCGAAGCCCAGGAUGGCACUGAGAACCAAGAAAGGAUUGAAAGGGUCCAUUGAUGAUGUCCUUGGUGACCUCCUGGGAGAUGACACAACACCACUUGAGAAGCCUGUUGAGCCAGCUUCCCAUGCCACAGACACGGCGAGCUCACCUCAGUGGCCGGCUUCAAAGGCAAAGUUCCUCACAAAAGACAACAUUGAAGGACUGGCAGGAGCUGAUGCUGAGGCCUCCAGCGUCUCGGAUGCAGACCCACAGGUCUUCCUGCAGAACAUGAAGGACUUGGACAGCAUGGACGAUGCUCUCUUUGGUCGGAUGAAAUCUCACCCACCCUCUGGCAAAGGAGCCGCAAAGAGUUCUGGGAAAGAAGGCCCUAGCGCUCGCACGCCUGCCGGCACGUUAACAGCUAAUGAGAAAGGGGACACCAUGCCCACUAAGAAGCCACCACCAUCUUCCAGCAGGACUGGGCUUCAGUAUAAGAAGUUCUCCUUUGAAGACUUUGAAGAUCCACUGGCGGGACUUCUCUCUGAUGAGGAAGAAGAAACUGCCAAGAAGCUGCCUGCAAUGGAGAGUAAGCCUGCUCCCAAGGGCCCGAGCACGACCGCAGGCCAAGGACCUUCUGUUCCUCUGACCCCUGGGGAUACACCCAUCCGGAAGAAAGAACUGCUCUUUGAUGAAGGGGAUGACAUCAUGACUACCCUGGGCUUUGAAGACAGCCCCAAGGCAGAGAGGAAGAAGACAGGAGACCAGGAAGGGCCCCUCCCUGCUCGCUCCAAGCUGGAUGAACUGCUGGGUCGGGGCACAGCCGCCAAGCUCCUCACUCGCCCAGGCACUGGGGAACGCAGAGAGUUCAAGUUAGACAAGAAGUAUCAGAGGAUGGGAGGGGAGGAGUCUGUACCAGCUAGAGAUAGGGAAGACAGCUGGGACGACGAGAUCCUCACCUUUGGGGCUUACAAGCCUACCAUGGCCUCCUCUGAGGGCCGCCAGUCCCGCAGGCAGUCCGUCAGCAGGUUCUUGGGAGAAGGUGGCCCAGACCUUAAGGGAGAAAACCUAGGCUUCAAACAGAGCUCUCCACCAGCUUCCAGUCCUAUCCACCCCAGGAAAGGAGGAGCCGACUGGCUAGGCCUUAAGGACAAUGACCUGGACCUGCUGUCUCCCUUUCCUGUUCAAAAGGCCCAACAGGAAGACUCACCCAUGACACCCUCUCUCCUGCCUCCUACCAACCAGCCCUCAGCCCCAGAGCCACAGUCUGCCCCAACCGGACUUCCCUCAGCAACAAAGCCACCAGCCAAGGGUGCAAGACCCUCUCUCAAAGCCAGCCAGGCCUCCUCACCGAAAGCAUCUGAGGAGAAAGAAGAUGACUGGUUGAGCCAUGUCAUAUCUCAGAAGAAAUCCCAAAAUCUAGCCAAAGAAGAGCGUGCGGGGCCCUCUAAGGAUCUGACCUCACUGGGGUCACUGGGUCAGACCCCUUCUGGCAGCCUGCCUGUUGCUGGCACUCAGGUCCUUGAGCAGGCCCCUGCUGGAGAAGCCUCGAGACCAACUACACAAGGAAUGGCGACUGUCAGGCCUGGUGUCACAGGGUCCUCCAUGAGUUGGAACCAAGCCACUACUGUUCUCCCUGUAGAUGACCCCAAGAGAGGAGCAGCCUCCGCCUCUGGGGACUUCUCCAGCAGAGAGCCUGCAGUUUACAUUCCGCACUCCCAGGAACCCACGGGGCUCUCUGUGCCUAUCCAGACCCUCCUCCCAGAGUCCAUGAUGCAGAGUCUGCUGCCAGGCUCAGGAUACCAGAAGCAGCUCCUGGCCACCCAAGGGCAGCUUCAGAGCAGCACUGCCCAGCUUCAGGUUGAGCUGCUGCAGAGCCAGACCAAGCUGUCAGAGCUGGAGGCCCAGGUGCGGAAGUUGGAGCUGGAGCGGGCCCAGCACAGGAUGCUGCUAGAGAGUUUGCAGCAGCGGCACCAGGCAGACCUGGAGCUCAUCGAGGAUGCACACAGAAGCCGUAUCAAGGUGCUAGAAACAUCCUACCAGCAGCGGGAGGAGCAGCUGCGCAGAGAGAAGGAGGUGCUGUCAGCUCAGCAUGCGUCGUAUUGCCGGGAAGCUGAGCAGGCCAGGGCUGAGCUCAUAGCCCAGCACCAGCGGCAGAUGGCCGUGGCUGAACAGGAGAGGGACCAGGAGGUUGCCCGGCUUCGGGAGCUUCAGCAGGCAUCCAUCCUGGAGAUGCGCAAGGACCAUGAGCACCAGCUGCAGCGGCUGAAGAUGCUGAAGGACCAAGAGAUCGAUGCUGUCACCAGUGCUACCUCCCAUACCCGGUCCCUGAACGGCAUCAUCGAACAGAUGGAGAAGUUUUCCAGCAGCUUGAACACACUGUCCUCCCGUGUGGAGGCCUCGCACCUUACCACCUCACAGCAACGAGAGCUGGGGAUCCGGCAGCAAGAUGAGCAGUUGCGAGCUCUGCAGGAGCGGCUGGGCCGGCAGCAGAGAGACAUGGAGGAAGAGCGGAGCAGGCUACAGGAGGUCAUCGGGAAGAUGGAAGUGCGCCUGAGUGAGCAGAGCCGGCUCCUAGAACAGGAACGCUGGCGGGUGGCCGCCGAGAAGACCAAGGCAGAGUCAGCCCAGCGCACUCUGGAGGAGCAGAGGAAGAUCAUGGUCCAGCAGAUUGCCAUGGAGAGGGAGGAGCUGGAGAGAGCCAAGAGCGCCUUGCUGGAGGAGCAGAAGUCAGUCAUGAAUAAGUGUGGGGAGGAGCGGCGGCGCCUGGCAGCAGAGUGGGCUGAGUUUUUCACCCAGCAGAAGCUGAGCAAGGAACGGGCGGAGCGUGAGGCAGAGAGGGCGAUGCACGCAGACUCCCAGCGGGAGGGCACCAUCAUCAGCCUGACCAAGGAGCAGGCAGAGCUGACAGUCAGGGCCUGUGAGCUCCGAGCCAAGGAGGAGAAGCUGGUUGCGGAGAGGGAGGCUUUGGAACGAGAGCGCCAAGAGCUCCGGCUGGAGAAGGACAGGUUACACAAAGCCAGCCUGCGCCUGCAGGCCCGUGCACAGGAGGUGGAACACAUGAGUAAGGUAGCCUCCAAGAAGUAUGAGGAGGGUGAGCAGGCCUUGCAGGAGGCGCAGCAGAUGCAGACUGAGCAGCAGGGCCGGCUGCAGGUGGUCCAGCGACAGCAGGAGUGGCUGCAGCAACAGGAGCAGCGUGUGCACCAGGAGCACCUGAGCCUGGCACAGCAGAGGCUGCAGCUGGACCGCAUGAGGCAGGAAGUGCCUGCUAGCCUUCCGGGGCUGCCCCCCAGGGUUCCGGCCCCAGCAGCCUCCAGCCUGGAUGCUGUCCAGGCCCCUGCUUCCAGCACUCCUCAGUGUAGCCAGCCGGCUGCCGCGCAGAUGCCCACACACCUUCUUGCCAAGCUGCUGCUGCUAAAGCAUACAGCAGAGGAGGACCACGACUUCCUGGAGAAUGAACAGUUCUUCCUGGAGACCCUGAAGAAAGCACCCUACAACAUGGCGUACCAUUCUGCCUGAAGAUGCCGUGUGCCCCCUCAGUGGGCAUCUGGCCUGGAGCUCUCACCCACUGCUGACCAGCUCCCACCUCCGUGAGAAAGGCUCCCAGCAAAGUACUGCACUGCCCAGACAGAGCCUGAUUACAACUUUGUAUGAACAGGGUAUCUGUGUGUUCUUCCAAGGUGCUCUGACCUGCAGCUUAGAGGCAACAGGUGCCUCCCCAGGGAGCAGUGACAGUACGACCUUCUUAGCACCCAUCAUAGUAAGACCCCAGUUCAUCACCGCCUUCCACCACAGCCACUGGGGUCUUUAUGCCUGGGCUACAAUAGAGGCAGGGACCUAAUUCAGGGCACUCGGGUCAUACACCAUGAACAGCCUUUACUUUCGAUGAGAGGUCCUCCAAAUGGGACUAGGGAGAAGGGCCUUCUAGCUGAGAGAGUGGGAGGCCUGGCCAGGGACAAGGAUGGCACUGUGCUGGGGCGCACCAUGCCCAGAUGGAUUCUGGGACUUGAGUGUGUGUCCGGGCUUCACACGGCCCUUCAUCUUGCCCUCGGGUAGCUCACGCACAGCCCCGCUACGCCCCAGUGACCAGCUAACUCAGCAGCAACACCGGCUUCUUUUGCCCCCUCCAGGUCCCCACCGCAGGCGGGGUGGGGAGCUGUAGGAACAGAGGAGUGUGUGGAGAAGCAGAGGAGGAAGGGAGAUGAGAGCUAGAGACUCUGCCUGAAGUCUAGGAAGGAGCCCUGGGGCCGAGCUGCUGCUCCUCUGGUAUGUGAUGUGCCAUGACCCUGUAGUAGGGGAUCAGGAGACGGCCUUGGAAGGGAAAUGAUGCAGCGGACCUAGCACACAGAGAACCUGCUGUUCCUACAUGGCAGCUUCCAUUCAGGAGCACUUCCUCCCUUCCCACCUGAGAGGGCGUGUCCACAGGAGCAGGUGGGAAGAGGAGGGGCACACCAGAGGGUCAGAGGGUAAGGCAUGGCUGCUCUGCCCUUCGGAACCUCUCCUGGAGGCACCUGAAACCUUGAUAUCUGA
Mus pahari (shrew mouse) is the source of this 5169-nucleotide messenger RNA. It is a transcript of the gene Fbf1, whose product is annotated as Fas binding factor 1. The coding region runs from base 631 to 4158 and encodes 1175 amino acids. The record is from RefSeq and is a predicted model, not a curated record. The transcript is spliced from 30 exons. Gene Ontology annotation, biological process: establishment of epithelial cell polarity; cilium assembly. Gene Ontology annotation, cellular component: ciliary basal body; ciliary transition fiber; centriole. Lineage: Eukaryota; Metazoa; Chordata; Mammalia; Rodentia; Muridae.